Caenorhabditis auriculariae is the source of this 308-nucleotide messenger RNA. The record is from the annotation of a GenBank genome assembly. NCBI's taxonomy places the organism in Eukaryota, Metazoa, Nematoda, Chromadorea, Rhabditida, Rhabditidae.
AUGGACGGAGACGUCGGUUGGUCCAUCGGUUGUUUUGUCGACCCGAGGCUUCCGCCAUCACUGGCGAUCAUUCAUUGGGUCUCGCCUCUUUUCUAUUGUGACGUCGACCCUGUAUGUUUGCGUGCUUGUGUAUACACAACACGAGAAAAUUUUUGCACACACGCAUCCCCGACACGUCGAUCCGAUUUCUCUCAGUUUCCCGUCCAUUUCACGUUCUGCUGCACUGUCCUCCGGUAGGGAAGAGAGCGCGUCGGCUCUUCAUGUCGUUUCUCACUCGAAUGUUAGUCGCGCACACUUUCACACCUUGA